Molecule: messenger RNA, 1086 nt
Organism: Aspergillus affinis
Lineage: Eukaryota; Fungi; Ascomycota; Eurotiomycetes; Eurotiales; Aspergillaceae
Exons: 1
Coding region: 1-1086 (361 amino acids)
Biological process (GO): pectin catabolic process
Molecular function (GO): glucosidase activity
Source: RefSeq, a predicted model, not a curated record
AUGCUCACCGCCCUCGUGCCACUUUUGAUGUCCAUGACAUGGCCAGCUGCCUCAGCCUCCGCAUGCGAAAUUCAGCCCAGAGAGGAUCCUUUGCAAUAUGUCGGCGUUGACUGGUCCUCUGUCCUAGUCGAAGAACGGGACAAUAGCGUCGUUUACAAGAAUUCCCAGGGUAUCGAGAUGCCCCUAGAGAAUAUUCUUGCAGAAGCUGGCGUCAACAUGGUCCGUCAGCGUGUUUGGACAGUUGACGGAGACUAUGGAAUGCAGUACAAUCUGGAGUUGGCCCGCCGGGCGACCGAUGCAGGCUUGAUGUUUGGCCUUAAUCUUCACUACAGCGAUACAUGGACCAAUCCUAACCUGCAAGACAUUCCCACCGGCUGGCCACAGGAUAUCGACUCGCUCGAAACGCAAUUAUACACCUAUACAAGCGAAGUGUGCGAAACCUUUGCGGCAGAGGGCCUCUAUCCCGAGAUAAUCACCAUCGGCAACGAAAUCCCCUCGGGGAUGCUCUGGCCAACAGGGUAUAUUGAUAACCCAGAGAACCUGGCCCGCCUCCUACACACUGCCGCAAUGGCCAUUCGGGAUUCUUCACUGGGCAGUCGCACGAAGAUCGUGACACACCUCGCCCAUGGAGAUGACAGCGAGCUACAGCAUUGGUUCUACGACCUGGUCCUGGGCACCGGCUUUUUGUCCGUCGACGACUGGGAUGUCAUCGCCGUUUCUUUCUACCCGUUCUGGGGCCAAGGUGCGACGAUGGACGCGUUGACGACGAGUCUGACUAGUUUGUCGACAAAGUACAAUAAGGAGGUCCAGGUCGUUGAGACAAAUUGGCCAACACAGUGCUCCAACCCGGAGUACCCGUUUCCUUCGGAUCAGUUAGAUAUCCCCCUGAGCUCAGCCGGCCAGACUGAAUAUCUCCAGCGGCUGGCUAUGACCCUCAAGGCGAUUCCGGGCGCAACUGGCCUUAACUAUUGGGAGGCUGCAUGGAUUAAUAAUGCUGUUCUUGGAUCUUCUUGUGAGAGUAAUGUGAUGUUCGGUCCGAAUGGCCAAGCAUACGACAGCCUGUCCGUUUUAGGUACGCUGUAUUAG